GUACAAUCAUGGAUCCGACCCGGGGAUUUAAAUUCUUGGACACGGUGGCAUGCUCUGCUGCUCAGUAAGGAUGGAAAGAAAAUAAGAGGAAUUUAAACAAACAUAUCAGGUAGUGGUGUCGCAGCAGAAGGAUGCCGCUGGUGAAGCGCACCAUCGAGCCCAGGCACCUGUGCCACACGGUGCUGCCAAGGAACAUCAAGAAUGAGCUGGAGUGUGUGACUAACAUCUCCUUGGCCAACGUCAUACGCCAGCUCAGCAGCCUCAGUAAAUAUGCAGAGGACCUGUUUGGAGAGCUGUUCAACGAGGCCCACACCUUCUCUUUCCGGGUCAACUCUCUGCAAGAGCGUGUGGACCGCCUCUCCAUCAGUGUCACACAGCUGGACCCCAAAGAAGAGGAAUUGUCUCUUCAGGACAUCACCAUGAGGAAGGCUUUCAGGAGUUCCACUAUUCAGGACCAGCAGCUGUUUGACCGCAAGUCGCUGCCCAUCCCACUGCAGGAGACCUUCCAGACAUGCGAGCAGCCGCCACCCCUCAACAUCCUCACGCCCUACAGGGACGAUGGGAAGGAGGGUCUGAAGUUCUACACCAAUCCAUCCUACUUCUUCGACCUGUGGAGAGAGAAGAUGCUGCAGGACACAGAGGACAAGAGGAAGGAGAGGCGGAAACAGAAGUUGCAGGACCCCCGCAUGUAUGAUCAGGUCUAUAGGUACUUAGACCUUCCAGGGCAGCUGAAGGCGAUAGACCGUCCGCAGGAGCCGGAGAAGGUACCGCGGGCGCCUCACGAUCGUAAAAAAGAGUGGCAGAAACUAGCGCUAGGUGCAGAGCUCGCCCAGGACAUACCCGACGACAAGCACAGAGAGGCCAACGGAUCUGCAGGUUACCACGACAACAGGGCUCCCUUGUACAUGGAACAUUUGGACGGGCCCUUCUCGCUGGCGGCGCUGCCCUACAGCCAGAUGAACGAGCUGCUGAACCGUACCGGGGACAGAAUGUAUUCGCGGCCCCACGACCCUCCACCGCCUCCACCCCUCAUGCACCCACUGGGAGAGAUCAAGCCACCCUCUGUGAUCAGUUCCAGUUCGGGUUUUUCCGACAGCAGACCCCAGUCUCCAGCCCGGACAGCAGGCCUCAACUCCAACACUCCUCCUCCACCUCCUCCCCCUCUUCCCCCUCCACCUCCCCCGUUACCCUCCACGGGCCUGCGGGGCACCCCUCCUCCUCCCAUCCCUCCUCUACCGAUCCAGCAGCAGCUCCCGGCCAUCCCGCCUCCCCCUGCUCCUCUCCAGAUCGCCCCGGGGGUUCUCCACCCGGCCCCUCCGCCCGUGGCACCUCCUCUCCACUCCUCCUCCCCGGCCCGUCUCCAACAGGUCCUGGAGAGGGGCCAACCCAUGGGCUCUGGGACCCAGGCAGACGGCACCAUCCUCCCUCCUCCGCCGCCGCCCCCUCCUCUGCCCCUCACCGGCGCACGGAGCUCCUCGCCCUGUCCGUCAGGCCCUCCGCCUGUGCCGGCCUUCCCGUCAGCGGGAGCCAUGGCCUCCCCGCCGCCCCACACCAUCCACGAUAUGGGGACCAAGAGGCACCAUCCAGCCAAUCUGCCCCCCAUCAGCGAUGCACGCAGUGUCCUGUUGGAAGCCAUCAGAAAAGGCAUACAGCUGCGGAAAGUGGAGGAGCAGCGAGAGCAAGAGGCCAAGCACGAGCGCGUCGGCAACGACGUGGCCACCAUCCUGUCGCGCCGCAUCGCUGUGGAGUACUCCGACUCCGAGGACGAGUCGGAGUUCGACGAAGGGGACUGGAUGGAGUGAUGACCGUCAGAGGGAUGGGAAAAAAACAGCAGCGUUGGCGGGAGAGGACAAACGUGUUCAGGUGCCCCCUCCCCCCCUCCCCCUGCGAAACCCUGCUCUCCACACCUCGCCAUCAAAGAGUCCUUCCUACUCUGGAAAGGAGCGAAACAUCACCGUUGCCCACGUUUCCUCUGUCGAGCUUUUUCUUUCUAUCUCGCCGUCUCUGUCUCGUUGUGGUCUGUGUUUGGAGGGGAAUCUCCACGUCGUCCUCGUCUGUCUCUCUAGUGUCUCCGAGAGAAGUUGUUUUUGCAUUCAUCCUUUUCUGCACUACCACACGACCUUGUUUCUGCUGGAUUUCUUGUGAUGAAAUCCCCCAUGUUUACUAUUGUUAUACAUGAAAAUAACUUUUUUGAAGAACACUUGUUUUUGUUUCUUAUCUGUAUGUCGAUAUAAAAAAAAAAACACAAGAAAAUAGAAAAGGAAAAAAUGAAGGCAUGUCGCAUUUAUCCUUAGUUCUCCAGCACCGUUUUGCCACCUGGUGGCCGAACACGGCAUUGAAUGAAUGCUGUUUUUAUUUUAGCGUCUUUUAUUUACCUUUUUCUGAUGAAACAUUUGCGGUUUUGACGGGCCAGUAGUCGCUGAUACUGACCACUACGUGAACAGUCACUCAGCGUGAACGCCAGCUGGGUUCUCUUUCGUUUUCUCUCUCGUUAUCAGGACUGACUUUACCACUUAGAACAAGCAUAAGAUUGUGUCGGUGCGUCAUGUGAUGAUUGCUGUAUGGUUGAAAAUGAAGAAGGGGAAGCAUAUGGCUGCUUUAGCCACGCGUGUGCAUAUCCAUCCACUUACAUCUAACCUUUACCCCAGGGAAACGUAUGCCAAGAGAUUGAGCUUUUUUUGUCUGUCCAGGUUCUAAUGAGCCACGUUUGCUCAUGUUGACAUCAGGCAAUGUCAAAGAGAAACACUGAGCCAUUGGUUUUUAGUAUAUCGAGCUCCCAUCCUCUUCUCAACUUCUUUGCCAUAGAAAUGGACACUGGAAGCGAUUCGAUGCUGUAGACGUACAACAGAUUUCCUGCCUCUCUUAUUGUCCCUGAUGAGUACUCAGUGUGCCGAGGAAAAAUUUAAAAAGUUGCCCGCGAUAGUGAGAGUCCGACCACUGCCGGGUACAAACCACUGAACACCACUGAAGGCAGCUUUUCCCUCAGAUCCCCCUUUACCGCGUGCCCGCCCACUAACGAGAAGCCUUACCUCGUUUGGUUCCACAGCAGCCACUGUUGUUCAAAAGAAUACACUUGGUGUGAUUUCGCCUCUCAGGCCUGAAAGAGAAGGAUACAUUAUGCCUUGUUUUGGCUCAUUUCAAAGAAAAUGUCUGCCAUCCUUUUCCGUUCGUUCUUUCUUCUACUUGCCUUAUUGUUCGUACAAAACGUAUCGUUGAGUUGAUGAAUGUAUUGUGCUGUUACUACUUACUUGCCUGCGCUUGUAUGGAUUUGCUGUUUCUAUGUUUGGGGGGAAAAAGGGACGGAGGGACAGAAACCCUGGUUCAAAAAAGACAAAAGUUAGAUCAAUAC
This is a messenger RNA of Chelmon rostratus (copperband butterflyfish), 3349 nucleotides long. RefSeq names its product WASP family member 1 (gene wasf1). Bases 132 to 1802 code for a protein of 556 amino acids. NCBI's taxonomy places the organism in Eukaryota, Metazoa, Chordata, Actinopteri, Chaetodontiformes, Chaetodontidae. Gene Ontology annotation, molecular function: protein kinase A regulatory subunit binding; Arp2/3 complex binding; actin binding. Gene Ontology annotation, cellular component: cytoskeleton. The transcript is spliced from 10 exons. The record is from RefSeq and is a predicted model, not a curated record. Gene Ontology annotation, biological process: positive regulation of Arp2/3 complex-mediated actin nucleation; actin cytoskeleton organization.